AUGAUUGACAGCAGGGAGCCUGCCAUCGCUGGCCACUUUUACCGCAUUCCCCGCCUCUCCGGCCGCCUUGUGGGCAUCUGGCCACAAAGGAUCAGGCGGAUAGAAGGGGGCGUGAGCGGUCGUCCCUGGCACGCCCACUUCCUCUUCGUCUUCGCCUUCGCCGUCGUCCUGAUGGGCGCGAUUGGCGAAGUUUCCUACGGCUGCGUCCACCUGGAUAACCUAGUGGUUGCCUUGGAGGCCUUCUGCCCGGGAACCACCAAGGCGGUGUGUGUCCUCAAGCUGUUGGUCUUCUUCCGCUCCAAUCGCCGUUGGGCAGAGCUGGUAGAGCGCUUGAGGUUAAUGCUGUGGCAAUCGAGGAGGGAGGAGGGCCAGAGGAUGCUGGUCGGGCUGGCCACCACGGCCAACAGACUUAGCCUGUUGCUGCUGGCUUCUGGCACGGCGACGAACGCCGCCUUCAACCUGCAACCGCUGAUUAUGGGCCUCUAUCGCUGGGUAUCCGAUCUGCCGGGUCAAGUCGAACUGCCCUUUAACAUCAUACUGCCUGCGUUUGCCGUGCAGCCAGGACUGUUUCCGCUCACCUACGUGCUGCUGACCGCUUCCGGUGCCUGCACCGUUUUCGCCUUCAGCUUCGUGGACGGAUUCUUCGUGUGCUCCUGCCUCUACAUAUGCGGUGUUUUCCGGCUGGUGCAGCAGGACAUUCGCAGGAUAUUUGCCGAUUUGCAUGGCGACACUGUGGAUGUUUUCACGGAGGCCAUGAACGCCGAGGUGAGGGAAAAACUGGCCGAAGUUGUCGAGCGGCACAAUGCGAUUAUCGAUUUCUGCACGGACCUAACACGCCAGUUCACCGUUAUCGUUUUAAUGCAUUUCCUGUCCGCUGCUUUCGUCCUUUGCUCGACCAUCCUGGACAUCAUGUUGAACACGUCGUCGCUGAGCGGCUUAACCUACAUCUGCUACAUCAUCGCGGCCCUCACGCAGCUAUUCCUCUACUGCUUCGGCGGCAAUCACGUCGGCGAAAGUAGUGCUGCUGUGGCGGACGUGCUGUACGACAUUGAGUGGUACAAAUGCGAUGCGAGGACUAGGAAAGUGAUUUUAAUGAUAUUGCGGCGUUCGCAGCGGGCAAAAACAAUUGCGGUGCCGUUUUUUACGCCAUCACUGCCAGCUCUUGGAUCUAUACUCAGCACAGCCGGCUCAUAUAUCACGUUGCUGAAGACGUUUCUGUAAGCCUAUGCGGCGUAUGAUUGAUAUACCGG
Molecule: messenger RNA, 1250 nt
Organism: Drosophila suzukii
Lineage: Eukaryota; Metazoa; Arthropoda; Insecta; Diptera; Drosophilidae
Gene: Or22c
Product: Odorant receptor 22c
Biological process (GO): sensory perception of smell; detection of chemical stimulus involved in sensory perception of smell
Cellular component (GO): plasma membrane
Molecular function (GO): odorant binding; olfactory receptor activity
Source: RefSeq, a predicted model, not a curated record